AUGUCGUCCCACCAGAAAGUGAUCAAAGCUAGGAGCCUUCUAUCCACAGCAGCCUCCAUAGCAGCCACGGCAAUGCUCAUUCGGACCAUCGCCAAUGAUUUCAUUCCAGCUGAUGUCCAAAACUACUUCUCUGUCAGUUUACAGAAUCUGUCUCGCCAUUUCUCCUCUCAGCUGACAAUUGUUAUAGAAGAGUUCAGAGGAUUAUCCGUAAACCAAGUGUUUGAAGCUGCUGAUGUAUACUUAGGCAGCAAAACAACCCCUUCAAUUCAAAGACUUAAGGUGGGCAAAAGUGAGAAGGAAAACAAGUUAGCUCUAUCCAUGGAUAGAGGUGAAGUACUGGUUGAAGUUUAUGAAAAUGUGGAGAUGAAGUGGAUUGUUUGUGCGAGAGUUGAAUCAGUACGCUUUCGGAACCCAAACCAGGGUGAUCUUAAUGGAUCUCUGCGGUCACAAGUUAGACACUAUGAGCUAAGUUUUCACAGGAAAAACAAAGAUGUAGUGCUGAAUUCGUACUUGCCAUACAUUUUGCAAAGAGCAAAGAUGAUGAGAGAAGAGAAUAAAGCAGCAAAUAUCCACACGGUUUGUUAUGGAAGGUGGGAUGAGAAUGAGACCAAACUUAAGCACCCAAUGACAUUCAAGACACUCGCUAUGGAUUCGGAGCUGAAAAAGGCAGUGAUGGAGGAUCUGGAAAACUUUAUCAAAGGGGAACAAUACUACAAAAGAGUUGGGAAAGCUUGGAAACGUGGGUACUUGCUGUAUGGUCCUCCAGGGACAGGCAAGUCAAGCUUGAUAGCUGCAAUGGCUAAUCACCUGAAAUACAACAUCUACGACUUGGACCUGACUGCUAUCCAAACCAACUCCGAUCUUCGAUUUUUGUUGCUUGCCAUGCCUAGCCGAUCAAUACUAGUGGUUGAGGAUAUUGAAUGCUCUAUCGAGCUAGAAAAUCGAGAAUCUGAGAAUGAACCUCGGAGACGGAGAUUCAACGGAGGUGACAAUCAGGUGACACUGUCGGGACUUCUGAAUUUCAUUGAUGGCCUCUGGUCAUGCUGUGGUGAAGAACGCAUCAUUAUUUUUACAACCAAUCAUAAAGAACGAUUAGACCCAGCUUUGCUGAGACCUGGUCGUAUGGACAUGCACAUUCACAUGUCAUACUGCAAUGCUUCUGUGUUUAAGCAACUCGCCUUUAACUAUCUGGGGAUUUGCGAUCACCAACUUUUCCAACAGCUCGAGAAGCUCUUGGAGGAGGUGGAUGUCACUCCUGCAGAAGUUGCUGGGGAGUUGAUGAAGAACUCCAAUAGAGAGGCUGCCUUUCAUGGCUUAGUCAAAUUCCUAUAUGAAAAGAUUAGUGAACGAGAUACGAAGCAAGAAAAUGGUAACAAGAAUGAACAAGAAGACGAAUGA
Theobroma cacao (cacao) is the source of this 1398-nucleotide messenger RNA. NCBI's taxonomy places the organism in Eukaryota, Viridiplantae, Streptophyta, Magnoliopsida, Malvales, Malvaceae. The record is from RefSeq and is a predicted model, not a curated record.